Oldenlandia corymbosa var. corymbosa is the source of this 6501-nucleotide messenger RNA. The record is from the annotation of a GenBank genome assembly. NCBI's taxonomy places the organism in Eukaryota, Viridiplantae, Streptophyta, Magnoliopsida, Gentianales, Rubiaceae.
AUGGCGCCUGGUUCUCCUCGAGGCCGCAUUGAUCAGUUCUAUCCUUCAAAGAAGAGAAGGAAGUCCAUAUCACCAAAUGUGAGGUCUAAGAAAAUUGAAAGAGAUGUAAAGACUGCAACUGAAGGAUCUCCUACUACUAAAGGCUCUUUGGACAAUUUUUUAGUGGGUUCACAAGAAAUUCAGAAUCCUUUGGAUGCAGCUGUCAAUUCACCACGCAAGCGAGUACCAAUUAAGAGAAAUCUGACGCAGGAGAUUGGUUUAAUAUCUAAUAAUGAAAAGAAAAUCACCAUUUCGCCAAACAAAUUUCAUUCUGAAGAUCUUGCUUUGAUUGGCAACAAUCAAAAGUUGGUUUCUGAAACUUCAACCGUUGCAGAGAGCAACUUACACACCUGCAGGGAUUUCCCAGAGAACAUGCAUGACGGCGGAGUUGAAAAUCCUGAGUUGAAGCAGUUUGCAACAAAUUUUUUGUCACUGUACUGCAGUUAUUUGCCUCGUUCCACAAGCUUACCUUCAGAGCCAGUUAAUGCAGACAAAAAUCAUAUCAGCCAAUCCCAAGUUGAGUUAGAGAAUACGCUGCAUAAGAGAAGUCAGUAUAGCACUAAUGGGAGUCAGAUGCAGGUUGAAGGUAGCGAAGCUAGUUGCUCCAAACGCAUAGACAUUGGGCCCAUGCAGUCUACAAUUAUCAGUAAAUCUCGUGACACUGCCUUCAAUUGUUCCAGAGAGCUAAAUGUGGACUGUAAUGAUGAAGUAUCUCAAUCAAGCCUGAAGAAAUGUGUUAACGCCUCUCCAGCUGGAUGUAACACGCCUGGCUCACUUAUUCAUAAAUCUAAGUCUCAUGAAACGCCCAAAUCAGGACGUGGAAGCUCAAUGUUUUCACCUGGGGAAGCAUUUUGGAAUGAGGCAAUUCAAGUUGCUGAUGGCUUGCUUGCUCCUACGGCUACAAUUUCUUCCCAUUUGGCGGAUGCAGCUGAAACUGUGAAUACUUGUAAAGAGAUGUGUUUGUCAAAUAAUGCACAAGAGGGAGUUUGCGGAAACAAGUUGAGCAACUUUGUCGCUGGAAGUGAAGCUAGAGAUUCUAAUUGUGUAACGGCUUCUGCUGCUGGAGCAACAUUGAAGCACGGAAAUGAUUUUUCUAUGGAAGUUUCCCCACUGCCUGUAAAACAUUUUGAUUUUUCUUCUGAGGACAAAAACCUGGGUGUGGAGAUCACAUCUCAUGAAAAUGUUGGUGAAUCUCAUGUUUUUAAGGGAACCAGACCUUGGAGUGCUCUAAAUGAGGCUUAUAAAAGCUCUGGUUUGCUUGAAUUGCAGGAGAAGAUAUCAAAACCUACUGCAGCUGAUAAUAAGGUGAAGAUAUGGAUUCAAGAGAGCGACAGCUAUACAUCUAAUGCAAAUGAUAGGGAAUUCACCAAUUUGAGGUUCACACAUGGAUCCAAUAAAGAUAAUUCUCCAUCUAGUCAUGCAACAGUUGAAGACCGUUUGGAUCUUAGCAACUGGUUGCCUCCUGAAUUAUGCAGCCUAUACAAGAAAAGGGGGAUGUCAAGAUUGUAUCCGUGGCAGGUUGACUGCCUUCUGGUGGAUGGUGUUUUACAGAACAGGAAUCUUGUAUACUCUGCAUCAACGAGCGCUGGCAAAAGUUUUGUUGCUGAAAUCUUGAUGUUGCGGCGAGUCUUGUCCACCGGAAAAAUGGCGCUUCUUGUGCUGCCUUAUGUAUCUAUAUGUGCAGAAAAGGCUGAACAUCUUGAGAUGCUUUUGGAGCCACUCAGUCGGUCGGUACGAAGUUACUAUGGUAAUCAAGGUGGCGGAACUCUUCCAAAGGAUACAUCUGUGGCUGUUUGCACUAUUGAGAAAGCUAAUUCCUUAAUUAACAGACUUCUAGAAGAGGGCCGUCUUUCAGAACUUGGAAUUAUUGUGAUUGAUGAACUACACAUGGUUGGUGAUCAGAAUAGGGGUUACUUACUGGAACUAUUGCUGACAAAACUUCGGUAUGCAACUGGCGAAGGCAGUGUAGAAUCAUCUAGUGGAGAAAGUUCGGGUUCUGGUAGCAGUAAAGCAGGCCCUAUUCAUGGUCUCCAGAUAGUUGGAAUGAGUGCGACUUUGCCUAAUGUAGCUGCCGUGGCUGGUUGGCUUCAGGCUGCUUUGUACGAGACCAAUUUCAGGCCUGUUCCACUGGAGGAAUACAUUAAAGUCGGAUAUGCAAUUUAUAACAAAGAAAUGACAUUGAUGAGGACCAUCUCUAAAUCAGCUGACAUUGGUGGCAAAGAUCCAGAUCAUAUUGUUGAAUUGUGCAACGAAGUGGUUCAGGAAGGUCACUCUGUUCUUAUAUUUUGUUCCAGCCGAAAAGGUUGUGAGUCUACAGCUAGACAUGUUGCAAAGUACCUCAAAAAAUUUUCCAUCACGCCACUGGACAAUCAAAAUGAGUUCGUUGAUAUUGAGAUUGCAAUUGAUACCUUACGUAGAUCCCCUUCAGGAUUAGAUCCCAUACUUGAAGAAACCCUUCCUGCUGGUGUGGCCUAUCAUCAUGCGGGGCUUACGGUUGAAGAAAGAGAGACUGUUGAAACAUGUUACCGCAAGGGACUUGUGCGUGUAUUGACUGCAACAUCUACAUUAGCUGCUGGAGUGAACCUUCCAGCAAGGAGAGUCAUAUUCCGGCAACCUCGUAUUGGCCUCGAUGUUAUUGAUGGGACAAAGUACAGGCAGAUGGCUGGUCGGGCUGGUCGGACUGGUAUAGAUACAAAAGGAGAGAGUAUUUUAAUUUGCAAGCCAGAAGAAGUCAAAAGGAUCCUGCAGCUUCUAAAUGAUAGUUGUCCACCCCUGCAUUCUUGUUUGUCGGAAGAUAAAAAUGGGAUGACCCAUGCAAUCUUGGAAGUUGUUGCUGGUGGGAUAGUUCAAACUGCCAAUGACAUACAUCGCUAUGUUAGGUGUACACUUUUGAAUUCGACAAAACCAUUUGAAGAGGUAGUCAAAUCAGCUCAGGAUUCUCUUCGCUGGCUAUGCCAUAACAGGUUUCUCGAAUGGAAUGAAGAAACUAAGCUAUACACAACAACACCUCUUGGCCGUGCAUCUUUUGGCAGUUCUCUCAGCCCGGAAGAGUCACUGGUUGUGCUGGAUGAUUUGACUAGGGCUCGGAAUGGGUUUGUUCUUGCAUCUGAUUUGCAUUUGGUGUUCUUAGUGACACCCAUAAAUGUUGAUGUUGAGCCAGACUGGGAACUGUACUAUGAAAGAUUCAUGCAGUUGUCUGCUUUAGAUCAGUCAGUUGGCAACUUAGUUGGAGUACAAGAACCAUUUUUGAUGCGUAUGGCUCACGGAGCACCAGGUCGGAGUUCCUAUAGGAUGAAAGAGACCAGCAAAGGGUUGCAGGGGAAGUUGGAUUCCAGAGCUGGAUUGUCGAACCACAAGAUGCUUUCAGAUGAACAAAUGGUCCGGGUGUCCAAACGGUUUUAUGUUGCUCUGAUCUUGUCAAGGCUUGUGCAGGAAAUACCAGUUACUGAGGUCUGUGAAGCUUUUCGAGUGGCCAGAGGAAUGGUUCAAGCCUUACAAGAAAAUGCUGGAAGAUUUGCAUCCAUGGUCUCUGUUUUCUGUGAAAGGCUUGGUUGGCAUGAUCUGGAGGGCUUAGUGGCCAAGUUUCAGAAUCGUGUCUGUUUUGGAGUCAGGGCAGAGAUAGUGGAACUGACCACAAUUCCAUAUGUUAAGGGUUCGCGAGCUAGAGCACUUUAUAAAGCUGGUUUUCGUAGUCCUCAAAUAAUUGCUGAAGCAUCAAUCUCUGAGAUCGCCAAAGCACUUUUUGAAUCUUCCUCAUGGGCUGCACAAGGUUCAGCACACAGGAGAUUACAUCUUGGAGUUGCAAAGAAGAUUAAAAAUGGUGCCCGCAGGAUAGUUCUUGAGAAAGCUGAAGAGGCCAGGGUUGCUGCUUUUUCAGCCUUCAAAUCACUAGGACUUGAUGUUCCAUCCUUUCCUCAGCCUUUAUUACCUGCUUAUGCUGGGAGUGCCCCUCCAAAAAAAGCAACCAGCUCUUCUGGUGAGGAUUCAACUGGUAGCUUUACUGAUAUGAAACAAAUAAAGCACGAUGACAAUGGUAUGGAAUAUCCUCCUGAAAGUCUUGCUAAGAGAUCAGGAAUGUCACCAUUGGCUGGAAUAGAGACUUUAGAGGGAGCAAACCCUGCUUCAACUACAGAAGUUGAGAUUGUUCCAGGAAAUACUUUAUUGGUAAAGGAAGGUCCUAAUGCUUCCUUCUACAAGAUUAAGUCUACUUCUAAUUACGCAACUGGGGCAAAUACUUUGGUACCAUGUCAGUUGACCAGGAUCACCAAUGGAACAAAUGGUUGUAAUGAUAAGCUUGGUCAUGUUUUGCAGCCGCAGCCUGGGAUCGAUACUCCACGUGUUGAUAAUCAUGUAGCUUGGGAGAAAGGUCCUUUAAAUGCAUGUAAUGCUCCUGGAGGAUUUGACACUUUUUUGGACAUGUGGGAUAAUACUUCAGAGUUUUCUUUGGAUAUCCAUUUUAACAAGAGAUCUGAAAUCAAUUCAGGUGCCCCUUUCGAAAUACUAGGAAUGGCAGUUUGUUGGGAAAAUUCGCCUGUAUUCUACUUGAAUAUUCCCAAGGACUUAUUGGUGCCUAACAGCAAAAAGUCUGUUGGCUUUUUGUCAAAUACUAUUGGUGAUAUUGGGAAUGUUUUGCCUUGUCAGCUGGAUUUAGCCAAAUCACGAUGGCACAGAAUUGGAAUAAUACUGGGGAAGGAAAAUGUCAAAAAGUUCACUUGGAAUUUAAAAGGUCAGAUUCAGGUGCUUAAAUAUCCUGCUAUUGCCAUCCACAGAAUUGGAAUCCCUAGUACCUCUCUGAAGUCUCUAGGUCUGGAACUGAUUGAUGACUCACAUUGUAUUUUGAAACCUAUUCACAUGCAAAAUGCAGUAGACCUGUGCAUUGUUACAUGGAUCCUCUGGCCUGAUGAGGAGAGAAGCUCCAACCCUAAUCUUGAAAAGGAGGUUAAGAAGAGGUUACCGCCUGAGGCUGCUGCAGCCGCCAAUAGGAAUGGUAGAUGGAAGAAUCAAAUGCGAAGAGCUGCACACAAUGGUUGCUGUCGACGGGCUGCCCAAACUCGAGCAUUGUCUUCUGUCCUCUGGAAGUUGUUAAUAUCGGAGGAACUUGUUGAUGUCUUUCUGAGCAUUGAAAUGCCUCUGGUUGACGUUCUUGCCGAUAUGGAGCUAUGGGGUAUUGGCGUUGACAUGGAAGGAUGUCUUCAUGCACGAAAUAUCGUAGGAAGAAAACUGAAAUACCUUGAGAAGGAAGCUUACAGAUUGGCUGGGAAGUCAUUUUCUUUAUAUAUGGCAGCAGAUAUUGCCAAUGUGCUAUAUGAACACUUGAAGCUUCCUAUACCAGAAGGUCACAAUAAAGGGAAACAUCAUCCAAGUACGGAUAAACAUUGUUUGGAUUUAUUGAGGAAUGAGCACCCAAUCAUCCCUGUCAUUAGAGAACACCGGACAUUGGCAAAGCUCUUAAAUUGUACAUUAGGAUCCAUUUGUUCACUUUCUAAACUUUCUAUUAGGACUCAAAGGCAUACACUUCAUGGUCAUUGGCUGCAGACCUCAACUUCAACGGGAAGACUUUCAAUGGAGGAACCUAAUCUCCAGUGUGUUGAAAAUCUGGUUGAGUUCAAGAUGAACACCAGUGAGCAAUCUACCGAUGCUUCAGUUGACGAAAACCAUAAAAUUAAUGCUCGUGACUUCUUUGUAGCUACCGAGGACAACUGGUUACUCCUAACAGCAGAUUAUUCUCAAAUUGAACUGAGACUGAUGGCCCACUUCUCUAGAGAUCCUUCACUGAUUGAGCUUCUCAAGAAGCCAGAUGGUGAUGUUUUUACAAUGAUUGCUGCAAAGUGGACCAGAAAAAUGGAGUCCAAUGUGAGUCCACAAGAGCGCAAUCAAACCAAGAGGCUAGUUUAUGGAAUGCUAUACGGAAUGGGAGCUAGUACUCUUGCAGAACAGUUGAACUGCAGUUCAGAUGAAGCUGCAGAAAGAAUUAGAAGUUUUAAGACAUCCUUUCCUAGUGUUGCUACAUGGCUUCAGGACGUGGUUUCUUUUUGUCGUCAGAAAGGAUACAUAAAGACCCUUAAAGGCCGAAAGAGAUUCCUGGCGAAAAUAAAAUUGGGAAAUGGUAAAGAAAAAUCUAGAGCUCAGAGACAAGCAGUGAAUUCUAUAUGUCAGGGAUCUGCUGCUGAUAUAAUAAAAAUUGCAAUGAUUAAUCUUCACUCUGUGAUUUCGGAGGACGCUGUAAAGUCUUGCUCUAGUUCUGAUCUUGUUGAAAAGUUUCACAUGCUAAAAGGUCGCUGUAGAAUUCUUUUACAGGUACAUGAUGAAUUAGUGAUGGAAACCGAUCCUUCAGUCGUAAAGGAGGCGGGAUUGUUGCUUCAAAUGAGCAUGGAAAGUGCUGCUUCACUUUCAGUUCCCUUGCGUGUCAAAGUGAAGGUGGGGAGAACAUGGGGAUCCAUGGAACCUUUCCAGGGUGGAUAA